Blepharisma stoltei is the source of this 1236-nucleotide messenger RNA. The record is from the annotation of a GenBank genome assembly. Lineage: Eukaryota; Ciliophora; Heterotrichea; Heterotrichida; Blepharismidae.
AUGCUGAAAAGACUGUUUAGCCAUACAGCAAAAGUGUUCGUCAACAAGAACACCACAGUCAUUUGCCAAGGCAUAACAGGAGCUCAAGGGACUUUUCACACUACCAAAGCAAUCGAAUACGGUACAAAUGUUGUGGGUGGAGUCACUCCUGGCAAAGGUGGUAAAAUCCACUUGGGCGUACCUGUUUUUAAUACAGUAAAAGAAGCAAAGCAAGCCGUGAAUCCAUGGGCGAGCUCAAUUUACGUGCCGCCAUCCUUCGCAGCUCAAGCAAUCUUAGAUUGUAUAGAAGAGGAAAUCCCUCUAAUCGUCACCAUUACUGAAGGAAUCCCACAACAUGAUAUGGUUCGAGUCAAAGAUGCACUGAAAUCAAGCAAAAGUAAGCUUAUAGGGCCUAACUGUCCAGGAGUUAUCAAGCCAGGAGAGUGCAAAAUUGGGAUCAUGCCUGGCUAUAUCCACACCCCAGGCAAAAUUGGAAUUGUAAGCAGAUCUGGAACACUUACCUAUGAAGCAGUUGACCAAACUACUAACUCCCCCCCCCUCCGUGAGUGAACAAAACCAUUAGAAAAAUCCUUAUUUUUUACCCAAAAACCCACCCUCCGUGAGCGAACAAAAAUUUUUUAAUAAAAAAACUGAUAUAUAAGUGAUAAUUAGUAUAAUGAAAUCUAUAGCUAAUUCUGUUUAAUUUUAAAAAUUUGCGUUUUAAAACAUAAAUUUUUAUAAAUUAAAUUAAUAUUUGCUUUCUAAUUUUUGCGAAUUAGGAUUUUUUUAAAAUUUCGAAAAAAAAAUUAACCCCCCUCCGUGAGCGAACAAAAUUCUUUUGUUCACUCACGGAGGGGGAGUAAGGAAGGCUUAGGACAGUCCACUGUGAUUGGGAUAGGAGGAGACCCAUUCAAGGGCUCUGACUUCAUUGAUGUCCUAGAGAAGUUCGUUAAUGACCCAGAAACUGAAGGAAUUGUACUGAUUGGAGAAAUCGGAGGGACUGGAGAAGAGGAUGCAGCAGAGUGGCUGAAGACUUAUAAUGUAGCAAAGAAACCUGUUGUUUCGUUUAUUGCAGGAAUUAGUGCUCCUCCAGGAAAAAGGAUGGGACACGCUGGAGCUAUUAUAUCUGGAGGUAAAGGCGGGGCUGAUUCGAAAAUCAAAGCUUUAGAAGACGCUGGAGUUGUUGUGACAAGAUCACCUGCAAAAAUUGGAGAAACGAUGAAAAGGGUUAUGCAAGAGAAAGGGCUAAUAGAUUAA